Messenger RNA from Ectocarpus siliculosus, 1605 nucleotides. Lineage: Eukaryota; Phaeophyceae; Ectocarpales; Ectocarpaceae. The record is from the annotation of a GenBank genome assembly.
UUUAGUUUCUCACUCGCUCGUGCAGCACACUGAACACUGCACACGGGACAUCGUGUCCCUGAUGUUGGCUCAUUUUUCAUCCCGAUGCAGAGUAUUGGGAGUGCUACGGGUGUGCCAUCUUGGCUUCGGCAGCCCGGGAUGCCAUGCCGGUGUUAGUUCUGUGUUGGUGUUGAACAGACAAGCUGGAGGGAGGCCUGGAAAACGACGGAACCACAGGGGUGACUACAAGUUCGUCGACAAACUUCGCAUACUGGCCAGUGGGGGCAAGGGAGGAGACGGAUGCAUCAGCCUCGAGGGAGACAACCCAACGAGGAAGCGGCCGUCGGGGGGGUCGGGGGGAGCGGGAGGGAACGUCUAUGCGAUCGCGGACGGCUCCUUGGAAACGCUGGACUCCCAGCUGCAUCACUUCAAUGGCCAACCAGGCAACGCGGGAGGAGGGUCUGGGAAGAAGGGUAGGACCGGCAAGGACGCCUAUAUUCGAGUUCCGUGCGGCACGCUCGUUUCGGAGGUGGUGCAGGAAGAAGAACACUACGGGUUCCAUCCUUGGGCACUGGCCGGCGGGAUCGAAUGCGGUGGGGAAAAGUCAAUCGCACAAGGAGCCGAGGGCGAAGAAGGAGGCGAGGAAUCUGCUUUCGACGGCGACAUUUAUUGGGGCGGAGAUAACGGCGAGGAGGGAGAAGAAGAAGAAGUGCGAUAUGUGGCCGACUUGGAGAAGGAUGGCGACAAGGUUCUUUUGGCGUCAGGAGGAAAACCGGGGCUAGGUAACCUGCACGUGGCGUCUCGCAGAGUGGGCACGAAAAUUCCUGGACAGCGCGGAGAGAGCCGGCACUACCGCUUCGAGCUGAGAACAAUCGCGGACGUGGGUCUUGUGGGGUACCCGAACGCCGGCAAGUCUACCCUGCUCGGGUGCAUCACGAGCGCUAAGCCCAAGGUCGCCAUGUACCCGUUCACUACCCUUACGCCCGUCGUGGGACACGUCGAGUACUCGGACACAAUCCGCCUCCGAGUGGCAGACAUCCCCGGUCUCAUCGACGGGGCGCACCGAAAUCGUGGGCUUGGGCACGAGUUUUUGCGGCACGUGUCGAGGACUCGGGCGCUCAUGUUCGUGGUAGAUGCAGCGGGGUCGGAGGGGCGAGACCCGGUGGAUGACCUCAUGAGCCUCAAGGAGGAGCUGAGGCUGUACGACGGCGAGCUGGCAGGAAAGCCGGCUUUCGUAGUGGCGAACAAGACUGACUUGCAGGAGACCGAAGGGCAUCUCGAGAGGCUGCGCAGUGCUGCCGGUCCUCUACCAGUCGUCCCUAUCAGCGCCCUCGAGUCUAGAGGGUUGUUGGAGUUGGUCGUGACGAUGCGACAAGUUCUAGAGGAACACUCGCCUGGCAACCGCACUGAUACGUCGGGCCGUGAAAGCGAAGUAGGGGAUCAAGACGGUGCUGCAGAUGGAGGUAGACAUGUAGAGGAAGCCGGCGGCGGCGGAAAUGACAUUGAGAAGGGCCCCGCGGUGCCCGGAACAAUGCCAACGGCACGAUGGAUGCGUGAGGAGAUGUAGACGAAGCUGUGUAAAGCUAGAAUAGAACCAAUCCAUCACGCAGGGCUCUGUGAUGUGCU